UUCUCUUCUAGCUACCGUACUUUGUCUACGCUUUGCUUCAUCCACGCACGCGACCGACAAUGCACCUCGACCAUCCUGUUAACCAGUCGCUCCAACAAAUCGAUGAGAACUCCUGGCUCUUCGGGGGCGGCGUGUCGGCGGUUUGGAGGGUUGGUGAUGCCAUCUGCAAAGCCAAGAAAUACACAGAGACCUUGGAGCGCUCUUUACUCGACGCCUCCUCUCCAAUAGUGCUCUGGUGCUGUCAGAUCUCUAGGCAUCGACAAGGAUUCGAUUGCUGGCGAAAACGCGCCCAAGUUCAAUCGUUUGACCCCAGUCGAUGGGAUUUAAGAUGUUCCUGACGUCCCUAAGUACGGAUUACAUCGUUUCUCUUUGACCUUGCCAGAGAGUAAGUUGCAGC
Messenger RNA from Thermothelomyces thermophilus ATCC 42464, 397 nucleotides. RefSeq lists its product as uncharacterized. Bases 60 to 338 code for a protein of 92 amino acids. The transcript has a single exon. Lineage: Eukaryota; Fungi; Ascomycota; Sordariomycetes; Sordariales; Chaetomiaceae. The record is from RefSeq and is a predicted model, not a curated record.